Messenger RNA from Galdieria sulphuraria, 908 nucleotides. RefSeq lists its product as uncharacterized. Bases 31 to 831 code for a protein of 266 amino acids. NCBI's taxonomy places the organism in Eukaryota, Rhodophyta, Bangiophyceae, Galdieriales, Galdieriaceae. The transcript has 6 exons. The record is from RefSeq and is a predicted model, not a curated record.
GAGAUGAGCAUCCAAUGUAAUUUCAAUUCUAUGACAGACAAGAGAGAAGCCAUUGCCGUCUCCAUAGAAAGGAACGAAGAAAACUCGGAAAAGAAGAAGUUCGUUUCCUUUCGUGACGUUUAUUCGGAAGGAAAAGAGAAACCUUAUUUAUCAGGAUAUGCAGCCCAAAAGAGGACUUGGAUCCACGAAGCUUUCGGUUCCAUUGCAGCGUUUGGAGGUGCCGCUCUAGGUGGCUUGUUAACUCUUCAUCGAAUAGAGAUGUACCUUUUGAAAAGAUUCCCGAAGCAGUGGAUUCUUCACGGCUUCAUAGCUGGACCACCUACAGCUACUGCGGGAAUGUUAAGCUCCGGGAUAGUUCAGGGUUUUGUGAGAGGCUGUUUUCCACCCAACUAUGCAGAGAAAGGCCCUCGUUGGUUAGAAAGCGACUCUUACGCGGGUUUACGCCUAGCCCGUAUUGAGAAGACUCCGGACAUCUCUUAUACGAAACAGCACUAUUUACAAGCUGUUAGUGCCGAACUCUCGCCAACUAUCCCCAGUUAUAUUGGUUUCUUCUCUUGUGUUGGUUUUCCGUUAGCAGCCUAUGAGCCUCUCCAUAAGAAAUGUAGAGAAAUUGUAUCCGGACACUUGAAUAGGCAUUCACAACGUAGCAUUGUUGUGUUGGCUUCUCUCUUGAAUGGUUUUGGAUUGUGUCUUUUGUCCUUAUGUGGUCUUUAUUUGAUGCCUCCAUUUACUACGUUUCUUUUGAAGAGUCGUCAUGUUAUUUCAGAAACUCUAGAAGGUGUUGGAUUUGAUAUACAAGAAAAGUAUCACGAUAAAAAGUCUCAGAGUUGAAUGCAUGUUUCCAGUUAGUUUAGACUUGAGUAAAUAUCAAUUUUUGGCCACAUAAAGCAACUGGCAUGUUUUGUAUA